UAGUAAGGCGGCCAUUUUCUAUAUCCGCUUGUAGAUUUCGAAACCUCUGAGUAAUUGCUCUUCGUCUACUUUCUGUUUUUCUUCUCGUUGAAAUUUUGUAUCUGGAAAGAAAUUGUACAUCCAAAUAAAAAGCUCAGGCGAAUAGCAUUCUUCCUUGUUUAUUAGGAGUGUUUUUUAGUGUAUUCGUAUUUAUUCCCAAGGACUUCGACGCAGUAUGGGAACGAAAGAUGAUGAGUACGAUUACUUGUUCAAAGUUGUUUUGAUCGGAGAUUCUGGCGUUGGAAAAUCCAACUUACUAUCACGAUUUACCAGAAACGAAUUCAAUUUGGAGUCCAAAUCGACGAUUGGUGUCGAGUUCGCCACACGAAGUAUUCAAGUCGAUAGUAAAACGAUAAAAGCACAAAUUUGGGAUACAGCUGGACAAGAAAGAUACAGAGCGAUCACUAGCGCGUAUUAUCGUGGUGCUGUUGGUGCUUUGUUAGUUUAUGACAUUGCCAAGCAUAUGACUUAUGAAAAUGUGGAACGCUGGUUGAAAGAACUACGAGAUCAUGCUGAUAGCAAUAUUGUCAUAAUGCUUGUUGGCAAUAAGAGUGAUUUACGACAUUUGAGGGCUGUACCCACUGAAGAGGCUAAAGCAUUUGCAGAGAAAAAUAGUCUUUCUUUCAUCGAGACUUCUGCAUUAGAUUCAACUAAUGUUGAACAGGCAUUUCAAAAUAUUUUAACAGAAAUUUACCACAUUGUAUCACAGAAACAAAUCAGUGAUACUCCAUCACCCAGUGGUCAUUUAAGCAAUAAUGUACAAACUAUCCACGUGGCACCAACAACUGAUUCUGACAAGAAAAAAAAUAACUGUUGCAAUGUGUAAAUGCUUACUAAAAGACAUCUUCAUGUAAUUCCAUUGAAAUUCCAUAGCUUCCUUUUUUCAAUCAAUCUUCGUGAAUGAGGUCUUCGUGAAUUGUUAUAAUGAUGAAAAAAUAGGAAAGUUGAAUAUUUAACCAAAAAGAUUUUGCAUAUGAUGACCAAUUUUUGAUAACCUCUAUAGAUUUGAUUUCACCAUGUUAUUGUAUUAAUGAAAUUUUUUGUCUUUA
Molecule: messenger RNA, 1088 nt
Organism: Xenia sp. Carnegie-2017
Lineage: Eukaryota; Metazoa; Cnidaria; Anthozoa; Malacalcyonacea; Xeniidae
Product: ras-related protein Rab-11A-like
Exons: 6
Coding region: 215-865 (216 amino acids)
Biological process (GO): exocytosis
Cellular component (GO): recycling endosome
Molecular function (GO): GTP binding; GTPase activity
Source: RefSeq, a predicted model, not a curated record